AUGCCUUCCUUCCAUUUAAAAACAAAUCAAGAAGAUUCCUCUUUGCAAAGCUCUAAAUCAGCUUGUGUUUUGGAGCCAGACUGCAGGGACAGCUGGGGCUGUGUCGGGGCAGAGGCAGUGUCAGUAAGUGGGGCCACCAAACAGUAACGGAAAGACAGGGCAAGGGGAGCUGGGCAAAAAGGUGAGGAGGAGAAGCAAAUAGUUAUAAGCAGCUGUUGAACAAGGAGGUUGGGGCUGUGGAGUGUGGGGGAAUGGUUUUUGGUUGGGGUGAGCUGAGAGCAAAGGAAAGGGAUGGGGUUAGAAGGCAAAGGCAGUGAAGAGAAGAAAGUGGGCUAGGAUGGUCUGGAGAGGAGAGAGCAAGCACGACUUGAAUUGAAUGGUUGGAAGAGCCUCUGAAUCAUUAUUACUCAGCUGUCAUCGGUGUCUGAAAUUCACCCGGUGUUUCAUGCUCCUCAUGUUAGUCUUCACAAAGGAGGAUGAGCUACCCUUGCAGCCCAUUUACUCCAUUACCUUGGUUGUAGUGGUCCACAUGAUGGAUUUGUCUCUUCUGAUAAUCCACAAAAGUGUUCAUCGUGAUGCUUCAUGAGGGAAUUGGUUUGCUGUAAAAGAAACUAACUCUGUGAAGAGGGCACUUUGAAGGGUGCUAAUGCAAGAACUGGAAGCUGGGGGAAGACCAGUUAUACUCUGCGUGCACUUCUGUCUACCCGACUGUAUGUCUUAUACAACUCAUGUUUUAGCUACGUCACUCUGUGCUGUUUCUUCCACAGGACCCCCGCCUCAUUCACUGCAUGCGAUGGACCUGCUCUGAGAUAAAUCUGAGUUGCACAGUGAAAGAGACCAUCUGUAGGACCCCUGCCUCAUUUGUCAGGCUGCUCGGCAGAAUGGCCACAGAGGAGCGGCACCUCUCCUCCAGCUGUGGGUCCUUCAUCAAGACCGAGCCCUCCAGCCCAUCUUCUGGCAUCGACGCCAUCAGCCAUCACAGCCCGAGCGGCUCCUCUGACGCUAGCGGUGGCUACGGCAUCACCAUGGGUGGCCACCCCAAUGGCCUAGACUCACCACCCAUGUUCAAUGGCACGGGGAUUGGCAGUGGGUCCUGCCGUAAGCGUUACGAUGACUGCGCCAGUGCCAUCAUGGAGGACUCACCCACCAAGUGCGAGUACAUGCUCAAUGCAAUCCCCAAGCGGCUGUGCCUGGUGUGUGGGGACAUUGCUUCUGGGUACCACUACGGCGUGGCUUCCUGUGAGGCGUGCAAAGCCUUCUUCAAGAGGACUAUUCAAGGGAAUAUUGAAUACAGCUGCCCGGCCACCAAUGAAUGUGAGAUCACGAAACGGAGGCGCAAGUCCUGUCAGGCCUGUCGCUUCAUGAAAUGCCUCAAAGUGGGGAUGCUAAAAGAAGGUGUUCGUCUGGAUCGAGUCCGUGGAGGCCGCCAGAAAUACAAAAGGAGACUGGAUUCUGAGAGUAGCACUUACCUGAGCCUACAGAUCCCUCCCCCAGCUAAAAAGCCACUGACUAAGAUCGUCUCCCACUUGCUGGUGGCUGAGCCAGAGAAGAUUUAUGCCAUGCCUGAUCCAACCAUGCCAGAGAGUGACAUCAAAGCCCUGACAACCCUCUGUGACCUGGCAGACAGGGAACUGGUGGUGAUCAUUGGCUGGGCAAAGCACAUCCCAGGGUUCUCCAACCUCUCCCUUGGGGACCAGAUGAGCCUCCUGCAGAGCGCCUGGAUGGAAAUCCUCAUCCUGGGCAUUGUGUACCGCUCCCUGCCAUAUGAGGACAAGCUUGUCUAUGCUGAGGACUACAUCAUGGAUGAAGAGCACUCUCGUCUGACGGGGCUGCUGGAGCUCUACCUGGCCAUCCUACAACUGGUGCGCCGCUACAAGAAGCUCAAGGUCGAAAAGGAGGAGUUUGUCACGCUCAAAGCUCUGGCCCUCGCCAACUCAGACUCCAUGCACAUAGAGGACAUGGAUGCAGUGCAGAAACUCCAGGACCUUCUCCACGAAGCCCUGCAGGACUACGAGCUGAGUCAGCGCAACGAGGAGCCCCGGCGAGCAGGCAAGCUGCUCCUGACCUUGCCCCUCCUGCGGCAGACGGCCGCCAAAGCUGUGCAGCACUUCUACAGCAUCAAACUGCAGGGCAAGGUUCCCAUGCAUAAACUCUUCCUAGAAAUGCUAGAGGCAAAGGUCUGACAGCCCCAGUGCCAGCCGACAGUGGCCGGGGAACAAACUAGAAACAAAGAUGCAGACAACGGAGCAAUCCAAACAGCAGCAGCAGCCACCGCCGGCUUUUAUCUCCAGUCAUUUAUUAUGGAAGAAUUAUUUAAUGUCUAUCUGUCGGCGUGACUGCAGAAAUCUCGUGUACAGGAGGGGGGAAACUCUUUUAAUCAGUCACCUGUUUCUCUUUUUUUCGUUUGUUUUCUCUGUGGGAAAUACCAGAAUAUGCUCUUGCACUUGUUGAGGCGGUCAAUGGGGCUUAGCCCCUCUGAGCAGUGAUGCUCUCAGCGCUGCCCAGGCCGCCUGCUCCCCAGCUCCCUCCGCCAGUGCUGGAGGGGGAGUGGGGACAGAAGCAGGAAGAGAGGAAGAAUAGAGUCAAUAUAAACUUUAUCUGCUGGUGUUGUGAGGGGUCAGAUAGAAAGGGAAGCAGCCAGGGUCCUUCUUUUUGUCACCUUUCUGGCUCUAACCAUAGAGCAGAUGCUCCUUUGGAGAAGAGUGCUGCUGGACCUCUCCUGAUUAAAACGGCUGCUUCCCAGGCUCCUCUAGCGACAGCUAACACUUGUACAUACAGGCCCCAUUUCUCACUGGGAAAGAUGCUCCUAACUGUGUAAGAUAUUCUGCGACCUUGUACAGUGUGUCAUUACGCCUGGCUAGUCCCUCCCAUGUACAAUCCCCGCAGGCCCCUGAAGAGGUAGGAUGUAUGACCCUGAGAGAAUGCAAGUCUCCUUUCCCAGAUGGCAAGAAAAAGAGAAGAGCCUGAUGUUAUGCUUCAGUGCUGGGUUGACAUGAUAAUCUCUGCAUCCUCUCCUAUGUGGUGCUAACUACAGUUCUUCCACACUUUUCACCCCAUAGUGUAUCAACCUGCCUCUUCAGCUCAGCUGAGUGCCAUUCCCCACUUGUUCCUUGUGGCAGAGAACACAAGGCUUUGUCUGCAUGGUUACUGCCCAAGUAUAAAUACACCCCAAAACAGGGCUUUCCUAGACUUCAUUAAAGUGAAUAGCUCUUUGCCUCCAAAAAGAUUUAGGCUUAUUGCCAAAUGCUAGUUAGGAAUCAAGGGCACUGCUUUUUGGAGGAGGCAGCUCUUGAGCCUGAGAGAUUGCUUUUUUGUGGCAGCCUAGGGAAAUAAAUUAGAGGGUGGCAUGAAACCCCCGAUAUCUCAACUACUGUCUUCCCCUGCCUCAUCCCAUUAUCCUCAACAGCAGCAAAAGAGCUAGCAUAGAUUAUACGUGGGCCUGGUAAGAGGUUCUCUUGCUGAUGGGAAAGCAAAUACCUGACUUUGAGGUGGUGGGAGAAGUGGGGGAAUGUUUACUCUCUCACGUAACCAGCUUCCUGCUGUCUCCAAGCCCUGGUUUAGAUUUGCUGCCGAAGCCACAACUGCUGCAUUCCCAGUAGCCAGAGGGGAAUGUGGGUUACUUGACAAAACUGGCUGUUGGCAUUCUCUGAGAUUUUACUUUCUAGGUCACUUAGUUUUGAGGAGCCUGAGCUGAUGAAACCUGAACGUAUUGUCUGUUUUGUGGUCAGCGGCAUGGCAGUAGAGGUGAGAAAAAGCCUCUGAUCUACAUUAGAGACACCACGAGCUCUACUGCCUCUGUUCCCCUCAAGCUUCCACCCCUUCCUGGCUAGCCCAGGAGAAAGGUGGUGUGGCAGAGGAGUAACUUGUCCCCAGCAGGCAGCCUUCCAAACCAGGGUUGAGGCACGUGAUCAGGGAGACACUGGGUGCUUGUUUUCUGCUGGAGCAGAAUGUGUCACAGCAGGGCUGUCAGUGCUGUAGAACAACGCCCAGGCUAGCUCAGAGACUGGGGGUGCUAACUCAUGCUGACCUCUCAGCUCUCGUAGCCAGCUCGCUCCUGGUACUUGAGUUACUUCAGUUCCAUCUCUUCCGAGUUUUCCCUACACUACCCAGUCGUAGCUACUCUCACUCAUUUUGUACUCACUUGAUAAAGGAAUUCAGUCUUGCUUCAGGCACAUUAGUAAACCAACAGAGACCUAAGGGGCAGGACGCACAUGGGAGCUGGGACUGCUUCCAUGCUCACAGCAGUAGCAAUUACACAGUGGCCUUGUGCUUUGAACAGAUACUUGUACUCUCUCCCCAGCUGGCAGCUGGGGAGAAAAUGAGAGGCUUUUGGUAGCGCUCAUGUUCCAUCUGUGGCUGAGAAGGACCAAAGUGAAAUGCAUGCCACCACUAUAGAGCCAGCUUGCCAUGUGCUACACCCUGGCAACUCUUUCCGGCUGUGGCAUAAAUGGUCUCACAAAUGCGCUGGGUUGCGCUAUCACCUGUAAGUUUGACUCACUUGAUCACUGUUGCUUCCCUGCUGAGUCCCACCCAGCUCAGCCACAGCACAUUGUGUCCUGACCUGCUAUGCAAAGGUAGCUGUCGCAAAAUGGGCUGAAAAGAUACUGAGAAGCAAUUCUUACUCUGUUGGACCCUGGCUGGAAAGGUCACUUACAAAAAAAAAAAAAAGAAAAAAAAAAAGGCUCUUCCAGCUUUAUUGUAUUUGGACUCGGGCCUGCUUUCCAGAACAGGGAGGGAGAACUAUCUACAAAACAUGAUUAUGGAGAGCUGCCGAGUUAGCUUCUAGCCCACAGAGACUGCUGGCUGUUUAGAGUAGGGCUAUGGUAUGGAGGCAACUCCUGCCUUGGCAGAACAAUAUAAAGAUACCAAAUACAUUUUUUUCCAGGACCUUCUUUCUCCAUUACAGCUGCAUAACCUUGGAACCCAUCUGGAUAUCCCCCAUUGCUUGAGAGAAUAUGCCUGGAAAUGUUUGCAUUGCUUCUGAAAUAGGAUGGGAACUGAACCAGACAGUAAUUAGCAUAUAUUAAUCUCUUUAAGCAAGGAAUGCAAACUCUUCCCCAGGAACUGGGACAGAAACACCUGUCUAGAUUUAACCCUUAAAAGGCCUGUACCAUCUUAUAUUGGGAACCAGGUCAGGUCUUGGGCCCUUCAGACCAGUGCAGGAAUCACACGCAUCUCUUCCCAGUUAUUCUGAUCUGCUGUGCAUCGUUAGUACUGUCAUGCUGCCACAACUGAGAAGCAUGUCCAGCAUUGCAGUGAGCUGGGCUUGCAGAGAAGGGUAACAUCUUAGUGUAGUCCUCUCAGUGCACUUUGAAGUAGGAAAUGAGGCUUCAGCAACUGCUUAGGUCUUUGAAUGCUCACAGUCUCUUACAAAAAGGUCUGGAGAUGUGGAAGUUGAGACAUGAACUAGGAAAUGGGUUCUGGGUCAGUGCUCUUUAUACCGUUCCUGUGUAAUAUAGGAGUCACAGAGUCAGUGCCAUACAGCUGUCCUUCUACAUGGGGCAAAAGAUGAUGGAGCUUGAGCCUUGGGACACAAAUGGGCUCAUGACUUAAAGAAAAGCAAAGCAAAGCUGUAUAGGUAAGUGUAUCAGUGACAGUGAAUAAGCAUGAAGCCCACAUCCAGCAACUAUGGUAAAAGCAGCUCCAGCCCCUGAUUUGCAUGUGCAGAUAACAGAAACCACGUACCUGUCAGCUACUACAAAAGGCAAUUCUUCCCAAGUGACCAGCUCUUCUGUUUCGGGCACAUUCUUCUCUGGGAACAGCGGUGCCUGGCCUGUAAUGCAAAACAAAUUUCAUGGGGAUCAAUUAAAAGAAAAGGUAAAAUACCACACAGAAUUAGGUUUCUGGGGAAACUUGGGCAUUACACCUCGCAGCAAAACUGUGAAGCUAUAAGAAACUCCCCCACAACAAUCAGAACCUUGCAGUAUUGCUCAUGCUAAGGGGGCAUUAUUUUUCUCUUUAUAAGCUAAGUAAUCUUUUUUUUUUUUUAAACUAUUACAAAUAUAUAAAAUAAAACAUGCUGCACCAGAAACAUGUCAGCAGCUAUUAGAGGGGAACGUCAUUGAGAAAGACCCUAGAAUGUAACUUGUUGAGCUUUUAUUACCAAUCAGAGAUGAGAAAAAGAGCUUCCACUUUGUAUCCACAAGCUAUAAUCGAUCAUAUGGCCAAAGGCCACUCUGUUGUUCUUGUGGCUGGGUUAUGUGGAGAAGCCAGAGAGAGACAGGCUGUGAGAAUGAUGCAGGGAGUUAUAGACUGUCAGUGAAAAACAGUAUCUACUUAACUAUUAUCUGCUCCUAAAAAAAAAAAAAAGAAAAAAACCUGUUAAAUAAAUUGUAUUCUUGUGGUACAGGUCAUUUCAAACAAAACAAGAAAUAAAACACAGAAAUGUAAAAACU
Messenger RNA from Aptenodytes forsteri (emperor penguin), 6395 nucleotides. It is a transcript of the gene ESRRB, whose product is annotated as estrogen related receptor beta. Gene Ontology annotation, molecular function: nuclear steroid receptor activity; zinc ion binding; sequence-specific DNA binding. The record is from RefSeq and is a predicted model, not a curated record. Gene Ontology annotation, cellular component: nucleus. Lineage: Eukaryota; Metazoa; Chordata; Aves; Sphenisciformes; Spheniscidae. Gene Ontology annotation, biological process: regulation of DNA-templated transcription. The coding region runs from base 789 to 2183 and encodes 464 amino acids. The transcript is spliced from 7 exons.